AAGAAGGAUAAUUUGCUUCAGAAAAACCGUGAAUACAGAUGGCGGCGUAAGGAGACACCUAAAUCUGUGGACUUGCCAACAAACCAAGGAAGCGGACGUGCGGACUGCAGCACUCUAAAUUCUAGAGAAAGUGCUGUCUCCAACUAUGAAAAUUCAGGUAAACAGCGGAGACAACCUAUAAUGACACCACGACGCCUCCCAUUUACAGAUCUCACCAAUGAGUGUUGCAGUGAGGGAGAAGCCGAGUUUGGGCAUAAUAGUGUUCAGUCAAUGACCAAAUUUGGUGGAAAAGUAACUGAUGAGCCCCAUGUUGCCUGUAGAUGACACUGUUUACUCUGCCAUCACAUCGUGUACUCAACAUUUCUCACACCAAUCUAGAGUUGGCGGUGUCUCUCCAUUUCAGACGAUCGAUAGGGGCUAUCAUAGUUAUGAAGGCAGUCAUGCUAAUACACAGGAUUCACUCACAUUGCAAGGUCAUGGGGAGCUAAUCGAAAGAGCAGCUAUGAUAGAGGAUCAGGAUGAUGAUGACGAAGAAAGUUAUAUGAUGAGAGGUCGAGAUAUUCCAUUUGAAUCGUAUCAAACGACCGCUGUACAUGUCGAUUCCACUACUGCUGUAGAUGACACUAUAUAUAAAAAUCUUCCCGCACGACCUUUAGUUCUACGGAGUGCUCCGAACUGCAGAUAUUGUAAUGCAAAAAGAUUCCAGUAUGAAUCUCCAGCUUGGUGCUGUAGAAAAGGCAAGAUUGUCAUAGCAAGCACUGGUGUUCCUGAUGAGUUGCGCAGACUUUUCACGGAUCAAAAUGAUGCAGAUGCGAUCUAUUUUAGGGAGCAUAUCAGGUAUUUUAACAGUCAUUUCUCUUUUACAUCUCUUGGAGUCACACUUGACCAAAGGUAUUGCAACGGUCGUUCUGGAGUUUACACUUUUCGGGCACAAGGUCAGGUCUACCAUCGUAUUGACCAGUUGCAGCCUGGUGAUCAUGGACGCCGUCACUUGCAGUUGUACUUCUAUGACACAGAUUUUGAUUUGGCACAUAGGGUUCGUCGUUCUCCGGAUCUUGAUGUAAAUCUCAUAAGAAAGAUAUUGCACAUUUUGAGGGAUAAUCCUUAUGUGCAUACUUUUAGGACUAUGGGAUCCGUUCAAAACCUGGAUGAGUAUAGAAUAUCCCUUAACACAAAUAUCAUCCUAGAUCAACGGGUCUAUAAUGCUCCCACUGCAUCCCAGGUGGCAGCGAUAUGGUUGAAGGGAAUGACCCUCAAAAUAGAUUUGACAGAAGUGUUGUUACUUAUGGAAGAGAGGAGAAGCCACGAUAUAUCAAGGUGUACCAAGGUAAUUAUGAUCCCCUGUCUUAUCCAUUGUUUUUCCCGCUGGGAGAGGUUGGGUGGAAUCGAUUUCUUCCAUACAAAGAUGAACCGUUCAAUGAGCACCCGUUUGCUAAUUCUACUGAACAACCAAAUUCAGAUGACGAAGAAAGCAAUUGGUCUGGUUCGUAUGUGUCAGCACCGGAAUAUUACUGUUUCAAAUUACAGAUCCGUGUCGGUAUAUUCAACAUUGUGUUGUAUGGGGGAAGACUCUUCCAACAAUUUGUGGUUGAUGUUUGGCUAAAAAUUGAGGGGAUGAGAUUGGAUUUCUUCCUAAAAGAGGAUACUCAGAAACUCAUACGUGCCGACUUGUACCAAGGUGUUGUUGACACCAUUGCAGCCGGUGAGACACGUGCCUCAAUGUCGGGUAAGAGGAUUGUGCUCCCGGCAACCUUUACUGGUGGAGACCGUGAUAUGAGGCGUAGGUUUCUUGAUGCAAUGGCAUUGGUGCAGCAUUUUGGUAAACCAGAUUUGUUCUUAACAAUGACAUGCAAUCCUCACUGGGAAGAGAUUACCCAAGAGCUUUCACCAGGACAAACUCCACAAGACCGCCCUGAUUUGGUAGCACGAGUUUUCAAAGCCAAACUAAGGGAUAUCAAGGAGCUUAUAAUCACAAAGAAAUAUUUUGGCAAGGUGACCGCAUAUGUUCAUGUCACUGAGUUUCAGAAACGAGGGCUCCCACAUGAACAUUUCCUCUUGAUCAUGGCACCAGGGUUCAAGAUGACAGGACCAGACCAAUAUGAUGCCAUUAUAAGCGCUGAGCUUCCUAAUAUAAGUGUGUAUCCUGAUUUACACAAACUUGUGGUCAAACACAUGUUGCAUGAUCCUUGCGGUCCGAAAAAGAAAGACAACCCUUGUAUGGUAGAUGGGCGUUGUAGAUUCCGGUAUCCUAGACAGUUUUGCAGUGAAACACAACAAGGGAGUGACUCAUACCCUAUCUACAGGAGGAGGCAAGAUGGACGACAUGUCAAGGUCAGAGGUGCUAACCUAGAUAAUAGAUGGGUUGUGCCGUAUAACCCUGGAUUACUUAUGCGCUACAACUGCCAUAUAAAUGUUGAGGCCUGCUCAAGCAUCAAGGCUGUGAAAUAUUUAUUCAAAUAUGUUUACAAAGGCCAUGAUCGUGCUUCAUUCUCUAUUGAUGCUGUGGAUGUUGUUGUCAACGAGAUUCACAUGUACAGAGAUGCACGAUUCAUAGGGCCAGCUGAGGCUAUGUGGAGGAUAUAUGGAUUUGACCUAUUUUCCAUGUCCCCGUCAGUACUACAGCUUCAACUUCAUUUGCCAAACAUGCAUACGGUUGAAUACAGAGGGUCAGAUAACUUAGAAGAUGUGGUGGCACGUGAGUCCUCAUCACGUACGAUGCUUACAGAGUAUUUUAGAAUGAAUGAGGUGAAUAUAUCAGCACGGAAAUACCUAUAUAGAGAAUUCCCAGAAUACUUUGUGUGGCAAAAGGGUAGCAAGGAGUGGACACCUAGGAGACAAAGAACACAGAUUGGAAGACUUGUUCAAGCUCAUCCUGGUGAAGGGGAGAGAUACUUUCUUAGAGUGAUACUCAACCAUGUCCGCGGUGCCCGGUCAUUUGAGGACUUACGUACUUACCAGUCCAUCACUUACCCGUCAUUCAGGCUUGCUGCAGAAGCAAGGGGACUUAUCAAGGAUGACAAAACACUUGAUGAUUGCAUGACUGAGGCGACGACUUAUCAAAUGCCUUAUGCACUUAGAAGGUUAUUUGCAACUAUUAUGGUCUUCUGUGAAGCGACCCAUAUACGUGAGAUGUGGGAGAAGCAUUUUGAUUCAAUGUCUGAGGAUUAUCGAAGAGUUAACUCAGAUAGCUAUUCUGUUCAGCAACGCGUGCUUAGAGAUAUCCGAGAUUUGGUUCAUUCCAUGGGGAAGGAUAUAAAAGGCUACGGCUUGCCAGAUUUGGAUGACUCUGCUCAACAUGAUAGUAGGGAGGUGAUGGAGGAAGCAUCCAUUGAGGUAGAACCAGGUCACUUGGAGUUAUAUGAAUCUUUAAACCCAGAACAACUAUUCGGCUUUGAGAUGGUCAUGGAGCAUGUAGUCAGCGGGAAAAGUAAUGUGUUCUUUAUUGAUGGUCCAGGAGGUACAGGAAAGACAUAUUUGUAUAAAGCUUUGUUGGCUAGAGUGAGAGCAAUUGGUCUAUUUCGAUUGCUACCGCAUCAGGCAUUGCAGCAUCAAUCAUGCCUGGUGGACACACUGCACACUCUAGGUUCAAGAUACCUAUUAAUUUGGAUGCCAACAGCAUGUGCAGUUUUAGUAAGCAGAGUGGCACAGCUGAGUUGCUUCGAAGGGCUUCCUUGAUAGUAUGGGAUGAAGUGGCCAUGACAAAGCGUCAGGCUGUGGAAGCACUUGAUAGAUCACUCCAAGAUGCUACAGGUUCUUCUUGUCUAUUCGGUGGCAAGGUUAUGGUGUUUGGAGACUUCAUACAGGUUCUGCCUGUUGUAAGGCGAGGAACUAGAGCACAGAUCACUGAUGCGACAUUACAAAGGAGUUAUAUUUGGGAUAGUAUUACAAAGAUAUGCCUCACUAAAAAUAUAAGAGCACAAUCUGAUCCAUGGUUCUCUGAGUUCCUAUUAAGAGUGGGGAAUGGGACUGAAGAAACUAUUGGGGAUGACUACAUACGCCUCCCUGAUGAUAUAGUUAUAGCUUACAGUGAGUCAGACUCAUCCAUACAAGAUCCCCGGGAAAAAAUUUCCUGCAGAAAUGAUAUUGGCAAAAAGAAAGAAUCAUCUAUAGAUAGGUUGAUAGAUGAAGUGUUCCCAUCACUUGAUCAGAAUUGCCCAUCUUCAUCAUUUAUAAGCAAUCGUGCUAUUCUAGCAACAAAGAAUGAGUAUGUAGAUGAGUUAAACGAAAAAUUGAUUCCUGGGUUUCCUGGCCAAGAAAAAAUCUAUUAUAGCUUCGACUCUGUUGAGGAUGACACCCGGAAUAACUAUCCAAAUGAGUUCCUGAAUUCACUCACACCAAAUGGAUUGCCACCACAUAUUUUAAAGGUGAAAGUGAAUUGUCCAGUCAUUUUGUUGCAUAAUCUCGACCCCCACAACGGCUUGUAAUUGAACUAGGCUUAUGAUUACAGCCUUUCAGAAUAACACUAUUGAUGCUGAGAUGUUGGUGGUGCACAUGCUGGAAAGAGGGUUUUCAUACCACGGAUUCCAUUGUGCCCAUCGGAGGAUCUUUCACUUCCUUUCAAGUUCAAGCGCAAGCAGUUCCCUGUCCGUCUUAGUUUCGCAAUGACAGUAAACAAAGCACAAGGACAAACUAUUCCUAAUGUGGGGAUUUAUCUACCUGAACCAGUUUUCUCUCAUGGUCAACUCUACUUUGCACUGUCUAGGGGUGUCUCCAGGGAGACAACCAGGAUUUUAGCCAAGCCAAGGACUGACCUUGAUCCAACUGGAAAAAGCACAAAGAACAUUGUGUAUCGAGACGUUUUAUUAUGAACAGCAUCACCGACGCCGCCGGCCACGCCAUCACUGCAGCUGUCGUGCCACCAUCGCCUCUGCCUUCUGCCUCACCAUCAUCGUAGUCGUAGCCUUACUGUCACCAUUUUGGAGAAAAGUUACUCAUGUCCUCAAUGGAUGAUGUGGAUGAUUCACCAUAUCAGGCCACCACGAAGAAGGAGCAUCAUUAUGUGGGGCACAAGAAUGCUAUGAAAAUGGUCUUUGAGUACAUACGUGAUAACCAUCGUGUUGUUGACAGUUACGUGAAAACGUUCAUCAACGAGAAAAGGCCAUAUAGAAAUGAUUCACGCUGGUGCUCUCCUGCUGAGAGAAUAAUGAAGAUCCACAAGGACAAAAUCUUCAAUGAACUCAAGGAGGAUAAGUCAUGAUUUAGUUUUAUCAUUGCUGUGCUUUUGCCAUGGAAUAAAAUUUGAAGUUUUGCGUUCAGGAUUUUCUUGUGCGUUACACAAGAAAACAUAAUUACUCCCUUGUAUGCUUGGCUUCAUAUAACUAAUAUGAUAAGAUUUUUCACGAGGAGCAGUUUAGUGAAUUGUUGAUUAUAAUUUUGUUUACGUCCGGUGCACAAUCUACUCUUGUAGAUUUUCCACUGCAAUAAUAA
This is a messenger RNA of Oryza brachyantha (malo sina), 5427 nucleotides long. RefSeq lists its product as uncharacterized. NCBI's taxonomy places the organism in Eukaryota, Viridiplantae, Streptophyta, Magnoliopsida, Poales, Poaceae. The transcript has 10 exons. Gene Ontology annotation, biological process: telomere maintenance; DNA repair. Gene Ontology annotation, molecular function: DNA helicase activity. The record is from RefSeq and is a predicted model, not a curated record. The coding region runs from base 1234 to 3675 and encodes 813 amino acids.